AUGGCACCACCAAAGAGAUAUUGGGUUAAAUUAAAAGUCCCAAGUAGAAUACUAAGUACAUUACCAGAAUUCCCAACUCCAAUAUCAAAAUCCCGGUUAAAGAAAUUAGUAGCAGAAGAACGUCGAGCAGGUACACAAUCAUCACUAUCCCUGGAACGAUCAUCACCACAACCCAAUGAUAAUAACAAUAAUGGUAACAAUCCAUCUAAUUUAUCACAGCUAGGUUCUGGUCAAGCUAUAAGCAGUUUCAAAAUCAAUUCUGGUUUGAAGGAAUCAAGUACUUCUGGAUUAACUAUGAAUAGUAUAAGUAGUGGAUUAUAUGCAUUGGAUAAAUCAGGUAAACCGGCUAGAAAAUGGGUGAAAAAACCAACACAAUUUAAAACAUUUAGUGGGUUUAAAGUGAAGUAUAUUAGUUAUAGACAUAAAGAUGGAGAUGAAAGGAAAGCGCAUGAUAAAGAUAACGACAGUAAGAAGAAGAAGGACUUGGAUGUUAAUAAGGAUAAACCAAAUACUGUGAUUGCCACCGGUGCAGUGGCUUCGCCUGAUCCAGUGGCAGAUACUACUCCUGAAAGUAAUAUAGAAGUCGUGUAA
This is a messenger RNA of Hemisphaericaspora subhashii, 591 nucleotides long. RefSeq lists its product as uncharacterized. The transcript has a single exon. The coding region runs from base 1 to 591 and encodes 196 amino acids. The record is from RefSeq and is a predicted model, not a curated record. Gene Ontology annotation, cellular component: Ino80 complex. Gene Ontology annotation, biological process: chromatin remodeling. NCBI's taxonomy places the organism in Eukaryota, Fungi, Ascomycota, Pichiomycetes, Serinales, Debaryomycetaceae.